Menidia menidia (Atlantic silverside) is the source of this 459-nucleotide messenger RNA. The record is from the annotation of a GenBank genome assembly. NCBI's taxonomy places the organism in Eukaryota, Metazoa, Chordata, Actinopteri, Atheriniformes, Atherinopsidae.
AUGUGGCUGUUCGAGGAGCCGCUGUUUUUUAACAGCCGAAUAGAGACAAAGACGCUUCAGUCUGGAUGCACCAAACUGGGCCACCUCUGUGGACGCCCUGAGGGAGAGAAGCAGCACAAUAUGCAGGAGGCUGAUCAACAGUGUGGUGGAGGAGCUUCCACCAUCCUGCUCUCCAACGUCCGCUCACUGGUUAACCAAAUUGACCAUUUACAACUUGAGCUCUCUUCAAAGAGGGAGCUAAGAAACUGUUGCGUUCUCAUCUUGAUGGACUCAUGGCUUAUCUCAUCGAUUCCGGACAAUGCCGUUAGCCUGGAGGGGUUUGCUAAUUUCCGCGCUGAUAGAAACAGCUGUCUUGGCUGCAAGUCCAGAGGGGGCGGGCUGUGUUUUUACAUCAAUAACAACUGGUAUAAAAUCAGUCACCAGCCACUGCUCUCCGGACAUAGAGCUUUUGACUGUUAA